This is a messenger RNA of Caenorhabditis auriculariae, 665 nucleotides long. The record is from the annotation of a GenBank genome assembly. Lineage: Eukaryota; Metazoa; Nematoda; Chromadorea; Rhabditida; Rhabditidae.
AUGAUGGGACCCCCGCGGAAAAUGCCGUCACGGCUCUCGGCGUCUAGGAUUCCUAGUUCUGACAAGGCCGAGCGGAGCUCUAGCGCACCGCCUAGUUAGAUCUUCUGAAUGUAUAAAGCUUCCCUAACUUACUUACGACUUUACAUUGGUAGUCUGUCAAAAAAUUGCGAUUCGAAUAAUGCAAUCGAUAUGAUUUUUUCAAUGUUGAAAUUAUUGCAGGGAGCUCUCAACGAAACUUUUGUGAUCAGGCGAUGCAGUUUCGACAAAAACUUUAAAUAAAGCAGUUUGAUAUCUUAAAAAAUUCUUUUUCAAUUCUUUUUCUUUCAGAAAGAACGUCUGGAGUAUAUGAUUGACAAUUGGAAACGAAAAAGCGUAUUGGAAAACAUCGAUCGAUUACUACUGGAACAAUUGAUGUGAGGUUUUGAAGGUUUUGGUUUCGAAAAUUUCUGUAAUAAGGAAGAAAAGGGAUGACCUUAUUAUUAACACUAAAUUAAAGUCAGAAAAACCUUGAUAUCAUAAGCAAAGUCGGAAAAGAUGGAAAAAGGAUCCAUAGAAAUGUUCCUUUCAGGGCGACAGAGGCUCUUUUUUUUGUGCCUUUUUGCGCCAUUUCAUCGGCUCUUAUGCACCAUUUCUUUCUGCCUCUCCCUUUGUCCACCACUUCUUGA